AUGCUCAGAGUAACUUGCACGGACGUUAAGGGUGCAAUCAACGUCACAGCCGGUGAAAAGGGUUUUAAAUGUGGACCCUGUCCGAAAGAUACCACUGGGGAUGGGGAGACAUGUGAAGACUUGGAUGAGUGCCUGUUGGAGGUUGGAGACCCCCGUCGGCACCAGUGCGUGAACGCCAACUGUGUCAACACUCCCGGCAGCUACUCCUGCGUCUGUAAGGAAGGCUACCACAAGGACGGGGAAGACAACGUGUGCUACGACGUUGAUGAGUGCCGAAGUGAUGACACGAACGAUUGUGACUGGAUUUUCGGCUACUGUAACAACACGGACGGCGGCUACGAGUGUCUGUGUGAUCCCGGGUUCAUCAGUUACGACGGUGGAUUCACCUGUGAAGAUUUUGACGAGUGCUUGAUUGAUAACGGUGGUUGUGAGCGGAUCUGUAUAAACAACGAGGGCAGCUAUGAGUGUGACUGUGGGGUGGCGUACAUUCUGACAUUUGACGAACAUACUUGUGAAGAACUUGAUGAGUGUGCGACCAACACCAAGUGCGAGUUCUACUGUGAUGACUUCGUGGGCCACUAUGAGUGCCACUGUCCAGACCUGUUUCUGGCUGAUGAAAACGGAAGAACCUGUAACCACAUCAACGAGUGCAAGGUUAACUACGGGAACUGCUCUCACGAGUGUGAGGACACCAUCGGCUCCUUCUACUGCGACUGUCCGAAAGGCUGGAGACUCGGCAGCGACAAGAGGACGUGCGAAGAUAUUGACGAGUGUAUCCAGCUGGGUGAGCGCGGACAGGGCGGCUGUGAGGUCGGCUGUGAGAACUUUAACGGCGGCUACGUCUGUACCUGCGGCACGGGGUAUCAGCUCACGAACGACACCGUCUCGUGCGAAGACAUUGACGAGUGCAUGAUCCCUGAGACAUGUGAACAGAAGUGUAACAACACCUUGGGAUCCUACUUCUGCUCCUGUACGGAAGACUACACCUUACGAGAAGACAGGAGGACCUGCCGACAGAACACCAGUGAGUGCAAUUUCGGAUGUCACGAAAAGGCGGAGUACAUCGAAUCAAACUCCACAUGUGUGUGUCGGCCGGGCUAUAGCGGGAACGGAACAUACUGCAGCAUAGAUGACCCAGGCGUGGUUGUUGAAGUGACCCUAGCUGACCUGGAGUACACGGAGGUGCUGGGAGACUGUACCUCCGCCGCGUAUAUCGAGUUAAAAGGAGACGUAGAAACAGCCGGUUCGUCGUUGAUUCGUUGA
Branchiostoma belcheri (Belcher's lancelet) is the source of this 1263-nucleotide messenger RNA. Its product is annotated as signal peptide, CUB and EGF-like domain-containing protein 2. The transcript has 12 exons. Gene Ontology annotation, molecular function: calcium ion binding. The record is from RefSeq and is a predicted model, not a curated record. The coding region runs from base 1 to 1263 and encodes 420 amino acids. Lineage: Eukaryota; Metazoa; Chordata; Leptocardii; Amphioxiformes; Branchiostomatidae.